GGAAGGAGGGGCCACUUGGCUGCUGCAAGUAGUUUCACUAUCUCUCACUUUUUUUUAAUAGCAGAGGUGAACUUGCCAAGUGGAGGAACAGCUGCUCGUGUGUGUGUGUGAGAUGUAUUUCUGUACAGACAUGUCUUCUUCAAGCCUCUUGAUUUUACUUCUGUGUGCACCCAUCAUGGGUCAGAUACCUGUCCCUCUCAAUGCCACUGUCGGAGGGUCCGUCCUGAUUCCCUGUUCACUACCAGUGAAUUCAACAAGCAUCAAAUGGUUUUACUGGCAGGAGCAUGGGUCUGACAAACUUUUGUUCCACUGGGACAAAAGUGGGGAAACACAACCAGUAGCUGAUGAAUACAGGAACAGGUGUCAAGUCUUCAAUAAUGACUUUAGUUCUGGAAAUAUUUCUAUUAGACUUAACAAUGUUAGUGUUGGAGAUGACCAGAAAACAUUCUGGGCCAAUGUUGAUUUCUAUGAUGAACAGGAAAAAGUUUUUAAACAGCUUAAACAUCAGUGCAAAUCCUCUUUGCGGGUCUCAGCUGCCUACCAAGAUCUUAACCUGACCAUUAACAGCACAUUAAACAGUGCAACCUGUACGGCACAUGGAGGAUACCCUAAACCUGAAGUGAAAUGGACUGGUCAAAACAAAUCCAGCGGUGAACAACUGAAACUGAAGGAUGCUCAGACGUCCCAUCAGCAGCAUCCAACCAAGAAAACCUUCUCUGUCACAAGCACCGUCAGUGUCAAAGAGCUGCAGUCUGUAACCUGCCUCGUGUAUAACCCUCACUCCAACCAGAGCAUUGAGAACACCACAGUGAUUGAUGCUCCUGGUGAGGCCCAUCUGAGGAAUCGUUCUACAAUAAGUGUAUCAAUUGGAGUUGUUGCUGCCAUAUUAUUGUUAUUAUUUGUGUGUUUUCUCUACAGAAGACGUCAAGAAUCACAAGAGGGGUCUCAGCCAGUAGAGAAUGAAGAAGACUCAAGACUCUGACAGAAAUGCUCCUGUUUCUGAGGACGUUUUACUAGACAAUGUGAGGCGGGAUCCUGCUUCAGGCAGUGCUUUCAAUGAGGACACCACUGCUGCUGCUGUUACUGCUGAUACAGAAGAGAAAACUAAGCCAUUAAGCGAGUUGUGUUUGUGUCCCACUCUAUGUCCCUAAUUACAAAAAGAGUGAAACACAUGAACUAUCCCUCCCUGCUUAAUAGACGGGUUUACGAGGAGCGUCACAUGUGAGAUGUGUGCAGGUGGGGGGCAGAAAGUUAACCAGAAUGACUGAGAGCUUAUGAGAAGAUCAACGUUUGAUGUUGAUUUUGUUCCUUAAACUGCACAAAUCAGAGAAGUAAUGGAUGGAAAAUGUUCAUUAUCUCAAGAAGGGAAAACCUCCCAGUUAGCUCACAGUUCAGAAUUAGCUGUUAGCCUCAGAGAUCAGGUCAAAGUCCAGGAUUUUAUGAAGGAAGUGGAUGAUUUUACACUGAAACUGCAGGAAGAAACGUUAAGUUUAAGGUCAGACAGCUCACUCUGUUACUGAGUGUUUAUGGAUGUUUAUUGAAGAGUGCUUUAGUGAUCAGUUUGACAUGUAGUUUCAGUGUGUUUAUGUAUAAACUGAUGGCUUUGGGUGGAAAAUGCGUCCUGUUCUUAAAAAAUUUUCAGAGAGAAAAAUCUGUGAAGAAAGGUGAACAUGCUUUCUGGUCAUAAUCCUGUGUGCCUGAUCAAUAAUACUGAUUAAAUCCUGUAUUGCCUGUAUACACUGCAGGUCAGUGUUGAGUAUAGUAUGAGGAAACAGCAGGAUUUUUGUUAAUGUUAUGACUGUGAUCAGAAUCAGUGCAUGCUAACAGUACUGUAAUGUCUGUAGAUGUCUAUCUUACAGACAUAAAUAAUAAACUGAGCCGACAGGAUCUUCUGGUCCUAACUUUCAUUCAUGACAGUUACUUUACUGACAUUACUUUGUUUUUCAUGCUAACGUUUAUUAUUUUUUUAUGCUAACGUUACUUAUCUUCUUGCUAAUGUGACUUUCUUGUUUUUAUGCUAGUAUGACCUUAUUGUUUCUAUGCUAACAUUACUUUUGUGAAGGCAGCUUCUGUGCUUUUAACCCAUGUUGAUGAUUUUGGACACAUUCAAUGUAUUUUGUCUGUGUAGUCUGUGUUAGUGUUAUCACUGCUACUAGCUGCCAUUUUUUUCCCCUUGGGGACAACAUUUUCACUGUAAAUAACAAAUAUUACAUCAAAGACAUUACAUCAGUUGUUCAAGGUGUUGUUUCUAACUUGAGUGUGUGUCAUAUUUUAGCUAGCCGAAGCUGACAAAGGUCUAUGGUAUGAUGAAAAAAUGUCCAAGCUAGUGUUAAAGGUCUCACUUAGAAUGCCCGAGACACACUUCACCCAAACCUACCUCUAAAAUAAUUUUCUGUAAAAACUCAAUGAAAAUUGACAAUUAACUAAAAAAACAUGAUUGAAAAUACUGUAAGUUCAACUGUUACUAAACUUUUGUGUAAGUUAACACUCCUUCUUAGAUCAGCAGGAAGCCAGUGGCCUGCAAAGCAAGCUGUGGUUUCUGCACCUGACACAGACAAAUACAUACAUCUCUGAUCUGUGUCUGUGAAGUUUGGAAAAUAACUAUAUGUUCUGUACAAUGUACACAAAAAUCAUCCAAUAGUUUGCUGAUGUUCUGGUUGGUGACCAUAUAUGGAGUUUAAGA
Messenger RNA from Thunnus maccoyii (southern bluefin tuna), 2683 nucleotides. RefSeq names its product butyrophilin subfamily 3 member A2-like. Gene Ontology annotation, biological process: positive regulation of T cell proliferation; cell surface receptor signaling pathway; immune response. Bases 113 to 982 code for a protein of 289 amino acids. The record is from RefSeq and is a predicted model, not a curated record. The transcript is spliced from 6 exons. NCBI's taxonomy places the organism in Eukaryota, Metazoa, Chordata, Actinopteri, Scombriformes, Scombridae. Gene Ontology annotation, cellular component: external side of plasma membrane.